AAGAAGAAGAAGAAGAACCAACGAAGAAGGCGGAGUUCACGAGUACGCAUGCGUACACAUCCAACAGUCUGUUUAGGCGGGUUUACCGUUGUGCUAACUUCAUAAAACUACCAAAACGGCUAAAACUCACUGCCGUCUGACCCCUGGUACUGAACCGAACUUUCAGGGCUCGGGUAGAAACAUGAAGCCACGCGGACUGCGCACCUGGAGCAGCUUAUAUCCGGUGGCCCUGAGCAACUGACGUUUGGAUCAGCUGUUCGCCAGCUUCCAGCUAACGUUAACUUCAUUUGGAGCGAAAGCAGCAGGGUUCAGUUGUUCCUCAACUGAAGAGGAAGAUGUCCCCAGUUUCCGAGGUGGAGGAAGGUGGCAGGAAGGACUCGGCUCUGUCCCAGGAAGACUGUCUGUGUCCGGUCUGUCUGGAGAUCUUCAUUGAGCCUGUCACCCUGCCCUGCACGCAUACCUUCUGCAAGAGCUGCUUCCUGGAGUCGGUGGAUAAGGCAACAUUGUGCUGUCCCAUGUGCAGAAAGCGGGUCUCCACCUGGGUCCGACAUAACAGUAAAAAGAAUACGUUGGUGGAUCAGGAGCUGUGGGACCGGAUCCAGACCUUCUUCCCUCUGCAGUGUCAACGCCGCCUGAGUGGCCAGGAUGUUGAGGAAGACGACCACGCAGUCCUCGUGGCGUUUCCCAGAGUCUGUCCUCCUGGAGAGCUGCGGCAGGAGUACGAGGAUCAGAUGACCAAGCUGACAGAGGAGCGGAGGGCUCAGGAUGAAGAGGAGAGCAGAGCAAGCGAGGAGCUGAUCCACAAGCUGCUGGCAGAGGAGCAGCAGCAGCUGGAGGAGGAGAGGAGGAGGAAGGAGGAGGACGAGCAGCUGGCCAAACUGCUGAGCAACCAGCUGAACUCCCAGGAAAACCUUCGUGUGCCCGACAUCACUCCGGUGAAGAAGAAGAAGAAGAAGGAGGUCAUAGUGGGAAACAUCGACAGGUUCCUGUGUCCCCAUCCUGCUCUGCCAAGCUCCACCCCCAACUUCAUCACCAAUAAGGAGAACAUCCUGUUGGAGGCGGAGCUUCACAUGGAGCAGCCCCGCCCACUGACAGAAAACCAGCUGAUCAGAUCGUCAUCAUUGAAAAGGAAGAGCUCCGAGCUAAAUGCUGCUGAGGAGGAGGUGACCACCAAACGAGUCCUGGUCUCCUCCUCCUUACCAGUGGAGGCAGGGCCAUUGCUUGACGGGGAGGUGGAGCUUCAGGUGAGACGGCAGCAAGAGGAGGAGGACCGCCGCCUGGCUCUGCUCCUUCAGAAGGAGCUCAAUCAGGAGGAGAGACGGAAAGUCACAGACCGCAGCAAAGGGUCUUCCGAUGCCUACCUGCUGCGCUACCAGAGAGGUGAGACAGAAAAGGCGGGGCCAUCACACGCGUCUACAGGAGGAAGAGGAGGGAGGACCUGUAAAACCUCCAGAAUCUCCUCACCACAGUCUGCCUCAACUGUAAGGACCUCACUUAGCUCAUCUUCCUCUUUACCAAGCAGAGGAAGCAAACAGACGACUCUAACGGAGAUAUUUUCACCUCCUUGCUUCUCGUCCUCCUGCUCAGCUGCUGCCCAAACAAACGGAAAAUAAAAGCAUUUUAUUUUGAAAGAGCUGCACUUCCAGCUGAAGUCUGAUUGGUCCGUUUCUGUAAACGGUUUUUGUUUCCUGGGGUUAGUUUGUUUUUUUGUUUUUGUUCUGUUGGGAGGUGUGUAAGGCCGGCAACUUAAUGGUUGAUUUUCUCCGAUUGUUCGGAUCAACGAAUGAGAACCUGGGGUCUGCUGAAGCCCCGCCCCCUCGGCUGCAUCAUGUUUUUACUGCAGAGGAAGAAAACGUCCUUGCUGCUGAAAUGCCCUCUAAAUGUGUAGCAACACUAUCAUGGUUAGGUCCUGCAGGGGGCGCUCUGAGCUGUUCCUGCAGAAUUUUCCUCCUUUAUUUUUUUCUGAUUCUUGUUCAGUAAAAAAAAGAUAAAAAUGUUUGAUUGGAAAUAAAAGUUCUGAAGAGUCA
This is a messenger RNA of Girardinichthys multiradiatus, 2027 nucleotides long. RefSeq names its product ring finger protein 168 (gene rnf168). Gene Ontology annotation, biological process: double-strand break repair. The coding region runs from base 336 to 1613 and encodes 425 amino acids. Gene Ontology annotation, cellular component: site of double-strand break; nucleus. The transcript has 8 exons. The record is from RefSeq and is a predicted model, not a curated record. Gene Ontology annotation, molecular function: ubiquitin-protein transferase activity; nucleosome binding; metal ion binding. NCBI's taxonomy places the organism in Eukaryota, Metazoa, Chordata, Actinopteri, Cyprinodontiformes, Goodeidae.